AUGCUGUCUCCACAGUUGUUCCACAAAAUCUUUGGAGUAGCUUUUUUCCUGCUCCUGUGCUGUGCUCAAGGUAAACCAGCAGGAAUUCCUCCACUGCCCGGUUUUGUGCGCUUGCCUGAAUACGAUGAAGGCUUUAUACCAGGUUUCCUACCGCUGGUUGAUAGUGAAGUGGGAGACAUGAUCCGUCAAUUAGAACAUCAGAUUUCCAGACUUGCAGGAGUCCUCUCCUUGGAAAAGAAGAUAACUGCAUCUGGAGGAAAAAUAUUUGCUACCAAUGGGGAAAAAGCUGAUUUCCAAACUACACUGAAAAAAUGCAAAGAGGUUGGAGGGUCUAUUGCCACUCCAAGGAACCCAGGCGAGAACGAUGCCAUUCUGUACUUUGUGAAAAAUUUUAAUACCUACGCCUACCUGGGGAUAAAGGAAUCGCUAAUUCCAAGCAAUUUCCAGUUCCUGGAUGGCACACAACUGAGCUAUGCUAACUGGCAUUUAAACGAACCUUCUGGCAAAGGGAAAGAGGAAUGUGUGGAGAUGUACACUGAUGGCACUUGGAAUGACAAAAAGUGCAACCAGAAUCGCCUCAUUGUCUGUCAGUUUUAG
Aptenodytes forsteri (emperor penguin) is the source of this 597-nucleotide messenger RNA. Its product is annotated as pulmonary surfactant-associated protein A. The transcript is spliced from 3 exons. Gene Ontology annotation, molecular function: signaling receptor activity. NCBI's taxonomy places the organism in Eukaryota, Metazoa, Chordata, Aves, Sphenisciformes, Spheniscidae. Bases 1 to 597 code for a protein of 198 amino acids. The record is from RefSeq and is a predicted model, not a curated record.